AACCAGAUAUGUUACAGGGGAGAAAACAUCUCUGCCUCAAUCCACAGCUCUUUAUGACCAAGCGUCUCAUAAACUUACCGAAGUACUGUGGCUAACAUAUCGUAGCUACUGUAGUAGGAGCCAGCAGCUAGCUAGCUAGCUAGCUAGGUUUCACGGUGUUGCGUGAAAACUCUCACAUGUCCGUCCAGUCAAGUCAAAGUGAACAAAUACAUAUGUCUCUGAAGGAUUCAUAUUUAGUAUAAUCUUUCGAUAAUCCCAAUUUAAUGCUAGUUUAUUUAUUGCCCUAAAGCAGUCUUUGGAGAAGGUGUUGAUUUCGCCAUGGAUACAGAACGACAGAAACGAAGGGAUGAAAUCCAAAAAGCCAUGGGCUUCAUUCAGUCCUCUUUGCCUUUCCCUGAGCCUGAGGGUUAUGAGGCCUUUUUGACCCAGUUGGUGUGUAACUUGCUGGAUGAGGGAAACACAGUGUUUAGAGAUGGGGAAUGGAGGCAGGCAGCGCAACAUUACAGUGAAGGGGUCAAUGUGUCCCGCUAUGCUCAGGCGGAGGCACUGGUCAUCCCCCCUGAGCUUCUGGAGAGUCUCUAUGUCAACAGGGCAGCGGCACACUUUCAGUUUGCGGAGUUUGAGCGUGGCAUUCAGGACUGUGACAGCGCGCUGUGCGUGUCUGAGGGCAGUCGCAGGGCACUCUACAGGAAAGCUCUCUGUCUGAGGGAGCUGGGCCGACUCAGGGAGGCCUAUGAGUGUGGCACACGAUGUCUGCUUACCGCCCCACACGACAGGCAGGUGGGUGAACUGGCUCAGGACCUGGCUAAUAAACUGGGCCUGAAGGUCCGUAAGGCCUACAUCAGCCCUCAAGUGGAGUGCUCAACAUCAGGGGGGGAGAGUAAUGGAGAGAACGCUACACCCACAGGAGAUACGACAUCCAAUGGGCUAGAAUCUUUGACUGACAUUGAAUCUGAUCUGUCUAGUGCCCAGUGUAUUCCUGCUCCUCUGGCCACGCCCAUCCCUGUCAGCGAUGACCCCUCAAGCCCAGUGGCCACGCCCUGUGCUGACCUAUCUGAGAGUCCCAGUACUGGCCUGCCCCCCAUGCCCUAUUCUGUCCCCGUGUCGGAACACAUGGAGGAGUGCAGUGUUAUCUCUAACGAUCUGGACAACCUGUUGGGGGACUGCAUCUCCAAGAAAGUCAGCGAGAGCCCCGUUCAAGGCGCUAUCCCUACCAACCUCCCCAACACGGCUGUGGGCCUGCGCCCCCCUUACCCUCCCAGCCUACCUUCCCCUUCACCCCAGCUACCUGCCACUUACUUCAGCUCCUCGGUUAGCCAGACGCUCCCCUCGGAGCCCUACCCGUCGCUCAGCCAGAGGGACCAGACCUCCACGCGGGCGCUGGACGCCCUGGGGGCCUUCUCCCCGGGGACAGGGGCUGGGGACUCCGAGGGAAAGGGAGGGGCUGGAUUGGGAGGGCUGGACUCCCUCUCAGAGUACACCCUACCAGGGGGAAGGAUCUCUCACAGCUUCAUCCCUGGGAUCCGUAACAGCAGCUCCACUCACACAAACAUUCCAGCUGGUACCAACCUCUCCCUGCUCUCCCGGAAUCCACUGGCUGCCACCCACGAGUUCAGACAGGCCUGUCACGCCUGUUACAGCAGAAUAGGUCCACGGGUGAUGGACUACCAGUACCAGCCGGAUGCGGCCCACCGCUGCAAGAGGGAUGUGCUGCUGUGUCGCUUCAAAAACACAGAAGACCCGACCUGGAAGAGGGUUCGACCCCGCCCUGCUAGAAACAACUUCCUGGGGGCCUUCGUGCUCUGCAAGGAGGUCCAGGAACGACAGGAGUGCCAGUAUGGGGAGAACUGCACAUUUGCCUACUGCCAGGAGGAGAUAGACGUGUGGACCCAGGAGAGGAAAGGAGCUCUGAGUAGGGAACUUCUAUUUGACCCGCUGGGCAGCACUGAGAGACGGGCCCUGAGUGUCACCCGCCUGCUGCAGCUGCACAUGGGCAUGUUCAUGUUCCUCUGUGAGGAAUGUUUUGACAGUAAGCCUCGCAUCAUCAGCAAGCGCAGCAAAGAGAACUUGGCUGUCUGCUCCAACCUCACUGCCCGACAUCCCUUUGAUGAUAACAAGUGCCUUGUACAUGUGGUACGUUCUGCCAACGUGCGCUACAGUAAGGUGCGCCCGCUGCACCCCCUCUGCCAGUUUGAUGUGUGUCGCCACGAGGUGCGCUACGGUUGCCAGCGCGAGGACAGCUGCUCCUUCGCCCACUCUGUCAUAGAACUUAAGUGCUGGGUACUGCAGCAGGACACAGGUAUUACCCAUGAGGAGAUGGUACAGGAGUCCAAGAGGCACUGGUACAGGCUGGAACAAAAUGCCCAGAGACAGAAGCCUAUACAUGUCCCACACCAAAGCUGUGGGGGCGGAGUUGGAGGGGUGGGGGGUAUAGGAGUAGGAGGGGGCGGUGGAGGGGUAGACAAUCUCGGGGGAGGUGGUGUUGGCUCUGGAGGACCAAUGGGGGGAGGAGGAGGAAGAGGCAGAGGGCUGAACUUAAAGAUGAAGUUUGUGUGUGGCCAGUGCUGGAGGGACGGCCAGGUCAACGAACCAGACAAGGCCCUGAAGUACUGCACUGCUAAAGCACGACACAGCUGGACAAAGGAGCGUCGGGUGUUGCUGGUGAAGUCCUUUGAGAAGAAGAAGUGGGUGGUUGUGCGGCCGCUUCCGUUCUCCCGUACAUACCCACAGCAGUACGACAUGUGUGUCCACGUGAUGAAGCAGAAGAAGUGCCACUACAUCGGAAACUGUUCUUUCGCCCACAGUCUAGAAGAGAGGGACGUCUGGACAUACAUGAAGAACAAUAACUUGAGGGACAUGCAGCAGAUGUAUGACAUGUGGCUUACAUUGACCAAUCAGAAUAGACGCACCGAUGGAAGCCUUAUGACCCCGCCUCCAGAGGAGAAACAGGUUUCCAUGACCACAGAUUACACUGAAUCACUGUCUGGUCGGCGGUUGUCAGGAGGAGAUCUGUGAGUGUAGCCCAGGGGUGGAGGAGUUGGCCCCUGAGCCCUAGAUGGGAGACCCUGUUCCCGCUACGCCAGAGCCCUGCCACCUGUGACGUCCAUCUGAAUGCGUACACACACAAACACAAUCAACACACCCUCACCCCUACCUGACAACAAUACCUGACUGAUGCUACAGGCACAACUUGUGACGCGCGCAGUCCAGAAAGUCAUGUAGAAGAACAUGCACGCUGGAUAACAUGAGUUUGUUUAUGGUUUGGCUUUUAUUAAUCACAGUGUGACCCUCAGUGCAUUUCUGAAAUGCUGCAAAUGUAGUGUCCAUGUGUCUGUCCCCUAGAAUACCACUGAAGGCAAAUUGCAAGCAAAAAGAACAAAGCCAUUUUGUUGCCCACUUAAAUAAGUGGAUUUGUGGCCGAGGUCUCUGGACUCCUCUGUUUUAUAGCUAAAUUACCACAGAAAUGUUUCUGGAAUGUUCAGUUAAAUUGGCCAGUGUUUUUUUUAUUUUAGCUGUUCAGAAAUAUGAGGCAGAAAACACACGCGUAGGACAUAAUAUGGUUGUUUAGCUCUGGAAAGUAGUUGUCUGGGGAUACAGUUAAAAGUACAGUUUGAUUUGGUUGUACAGCUUUACAAACAAGUCCCCUAUAUAUUUAGCUAGAGAAUAACGUUUCCAACCAAAUCCUACCCCUGUCCCUUGUGGGAACAUAAACGAGAGAGAGAAUGGGACAGAAAUGAAUAUGCCAUUUCUUUUGUCCAUGGGAGUUAGUACUUUAUUUGUCUGCCAUAUUGGUACAGGACUAUGAAUGUAAAGCCUGUCAAGGCUAUUAUGAGGAAGCCAUAAGAAAAAUUAUGGUUGUGGAAUGUAUUUAUAAUACCCAAUAGAAAUGUUACUCAACAUUUAAAAUGCCCCCCCACAGCCCAAUUGACCAUUCCGAACAUUUACACACACACACACACACACACUUUGACAGAUACUGUAUUCACUGAGUAAUUUCAGAAAGGAGUAGUAUUUCAUAAUAUGACAUUGGAGGGCUUUGUGUGUAAAUGUCACUGCAGCAGCUGCAGUUCUCACAGGCUCUUGACCUGAACCCCUUAAGCAAAACAUACUGCACAGAAUGCUUGGCUAAGCCCUGGGGUUUUGCCUGACUCCAUGAACACAUCUGGGUCCUCCUUAUUAAAGUCACUCCAAUGACGGAUUGGGGUUUGUCCUUUUCAGAUUAUGUGGCUUUAUCUGGCAUGUUGACAACCAGUUUAAAUGUUAGAUGCCCAGUUAGCCAUUCAGUGUGACGCUAUGCCAAUAGAUCAACAGGAAAACUGAUUGUCUGUGAGUGGGUGUCAGAAUUAGUCAAAAUAAUUAUAUCAAAACAAAAAAUUGGUGGACACUGGACAUGUUUAGUUAAACAAACAAGUUUGCCCCGAUUUCAUACUUUUUGUUUUUGCAUAUUUUUGUAAAUAAAUGUUGUACAAUAUACAGCUUUAAUAUUAUACACAGGGAUCCUGAGUGGACAAAUAAGUGUUUAUACUUAACUGAAUGAAUUAGGUUAAGCAACACCCAUAGCCCCAGUGUGAGAAAGUGAUUGCCCCUUUCCCUCAAAACUGGUUGUGACACUGUUAACUGCAUGACUUCAAUCAACGCUUACUGUUACUUUAUCAGUUUAUAAUUUCUGUGGGACAAUUGUCUUCACUCUUACAUGUAGAUUUUAGUUUUUCUGAGCAUGAACAAUGUUAGUUUCCGACCCUACUGUAACAUGACAGUUAGGUCUGCUUCUGGACAUUGGCUAGACCAGGUCAAUGUGCCUGUGUACGUUUGGAUCGUAGUCUGGCUGAAUUAUCCUGUUUCACAUACAGAACAGAAAUGAAGGGUUGCUCUAAGGACGGCAUGUAUUCCAUGUCCAACAGCAUGGUUGUCCAUUGCUGUGUGGUUCUAAUUGUGGAGCGCAUGGGUGACCUGGAAGUACCAAGGAUUAGUCACUUUUCUCAAAGAGUUCAACAUGAGAAUGUUGCUGACAUACAAUGGUGUCAGAAGGCAGUGCUUGAAAAUACACAUGUAAGUCGUGGUCACAAUGGCUAAAAUACAACACAUUUAAGAAUUUGGAAUGCCCUAAUCAAUGUUCAGACCUAACCCAAUUAAGAUGUUGAGGCAUGUACUUAAACGACCAGUUUAUGCUCCUAGUCACCACAAAUGCUAAUGAGUUAAAGCUGUUCUGCAUGUUUGAGUGGGGGAAUAUUUUGUGCGUAACUUCUAAAGGACUAGAUGAAGCGUUUGGUUGCUGUCAAUGUAGUUAAAUGUAUCACAUAAUACAGUGUGAGGGGGUGAUCACUAUCAGUGGGGCUUUGUGUGUGGAAUAACUGUUAAUAAAAUAAAGUAUGCUUUAUUUGUUCACUCAGGUUCUUAAUUUUUUUUUAUUUGAUAUUGUUUAUAUAACAAAAAUAAAAAAUCUGAAAGGGGCAAGUUGUUUUUCACGGUAUUGAAACUAGACCUGGGUAUGGGUGGUGGGAUCACAGAUUGGUGGCCUCAGAGCCCCAGAGGGGGGGGGUGGGGGGGGGUGGUGGUGAUAAAGGGAGCAAUGAAGACAUCAAUGUUAAUUAAAAGUACAAUAAAGACUACCCUUACUGUAGGCCAAAAAAAUGCUAACUACCUAUAAUGUAGGCUAGUCUUCAACAUCAAGACAUGACAUGCCUACAGACACGCUAAAAUGAAUACACAAAAUAUAUAUAAUCAGGGACAUGUUUUUGCCAGUCGUGGCAAAAAUCUUGUUUGCUUACCUACAGCGGAUAUGAUGUAAUGGAUGUAUGUCUAUACAUUAUAAAACCAUUAUAUAUAAAUAUAUACAUAUUUACAGAUAUCGGUAUACAACUAAUAAUAAUUGAUAACUUAGCGGUUAAGCUUAAUAUAGAACCUCUUGUUAUUGAGCUAUGCUAUACAAAAUUGACAUGUAUCGCUGAACUAGAUGACUAGUGAUUUUCUGCUUCUGUGAGGGUCAUUCCAGAGAAAACUGAGAGCACCUCAUGAUAGGCUGUACAUUAUUUUUCCCAGGUCAAAAAAGGGCAGUGUUGGUUUGGUUGAAUCCCAACACUAGCAUCAUGUUUAUCUCAGAACCAAAUGGUGUGCGCUGUCUCAAGAAAUUAGCAGUAUGAUACUAAUUUGGGUCUCCUACAGCAUUUAUUUAAUUGAAAACUAUUUUGAUUAGGUUUUUUCUGCGUCAAUGAAUGAAUCAUUCAAUGGAUAGAGAAUGCCAGGAUAAUGCUUUCUGUAAACAUCUUUAAUUUAAUUAACCUAGGGAGUAGACUAGACGGACAUCAAAUACCAAAUUAGAAGAGUUAUAGGGGGGUAAUAGUAACUAGAAAGGGUUUCUUCUGGAAUGACCCAGUUAAUUGCUUCAUUGAGGGAUCGUAUUACUACUAUUAUUAUGAUGAUGAUGAUGAAUUAUGACGAUAACGAUUGCUAUUAUUACUAUUUCGAUUCUCCUAUAUGCUAUUGAUAUAUGUAUGUUAAUUGCUAUGUAUUACUCUCUUUAUAAAUGUAUCCAUGUAUGAAUAUAAUACUUUACAGUAAACAGACAUAUGUGUAUGCUAAGUCCAGCAGGCCAGACAGGACAAGAAGAGUUUUAUGUUGCUAAAACCUUUACAAAAAAUAACAAGUGAUUAGUCAGCAUAUACCAGUCAAUCCCCAGAGGUGGGGUUUCUACAUACUAGCCGUCUGCCUUCACACUCAUCUACCUGGUUACAUAAGAAGACUAUAGGCUAACAGACUAGCAUAGCAUUGGUCUCUAUAGUACACAGGGCACCAUUUAUUGACAGACAGAGUACUGCAACAAGUUGAUGCUGAAGAGCCCAUAGACAUUGUCUGUGUUGCUUCAGGUUAGCGCGUUGUGGGGUACUUGAGGUGUGAUUGAAUCAAAUAUGUUUGGACAGUUAUUCGGACUGUUCUAGAGACAACUUGUAUUUGAAAUAGUCAUAAUUUGCAAAUUAUUAUUUUCUUGACUACCCGAGUGAGAAAAUGUCAUCAAUAAUACUGUAUUACCUUGCUGUUUUAAUCAACCCUGCUGGGACACAAUUCCAAGCAUACAUAGACGUCUGUAUACGUCAGUAUAGCGCCUUAUUCAAUAUAUACCGAUAUAAGAUGAUACAUACCCGAUACCCUUAUAACCGUACUCUAUAUAUGAUGCAUACCUAUAAUAAUACUUAGACAUCUGUAUAAUUUAGAUAAGAGGUAAUGGAAUGUUUGAGGUUUUCUCUGGUUGUUUUUUUGUUUAUUUUGAAUGGUCAGAGUCAGGUGUUACGUGUACACUAUACUAUCGGUUCUGGUAUCUGUUACAAGAGGGGUGGUCAUACAUAAGAAAGCAGGGAUGAGCAUGGUGAUGUCUUUGUUUUGCCUACUUUGUCAUCACAAACUAAUAGGUGACAAGGUGGCAUUUAUUACUGUUCAAUUAACUUCCAUUGUUGGUUUUAAACUGGUGGAUCAUGUCAGUGAAUGUGGUCAUAUCAGAAGGGUGAACAAAGUAUCUGGCCCUUGUGCCUACAGAGGACUGGACCAGCAGAACAGUGGUUUGAUAUGUCAGUACUCACCAGAGAGAUCAUUUGAUCGUGGUACUAAUGAUGACUGGCUUAUUUGUCUUUGUUAAAAUGUGGCUUUCACCUAAACAAACUCAGAAACAGUCAGAUGAUUUUUAUGUCUUUCCAAAUAAAAGGCAUUUGAAUUAAAACACACCAGAGUUGUGGUCAAACUUUUCCAUACAAUUCAGGAAAUAUAUGAAAAUUAUGAUACAGUUUUCAAUGAGGAAUCUUAUAUUUAAAUUGGGGUUUUGUUCUCUUUCUGAAUUGACUGGAAUUGAAAUUAAGUUGGCCCCAAACCUGAUGCACCAUGAGCUGACAGCAAUCUACAUUUAUAAUUAUUACUGAUGGAUUAUUUUCAACAACUUGUUAUAGACGCCAUGGUUUUUAAGAAAAAAACAAGGUCUCUUUGUACUGUAUUUUUACAUUUGUUUUGUUUUUGUCUUUGUUUUCUCCUUUUUCCUCCCUGGUUGGAAGUUGAUUAUGAUCACAAGUGGACCAAAUCUGUCGCAAGUGUUUAACAAUAAACAGACUGUUUUAGAGAAA
Molecule: messenger RNA, 8102 nt
Organism: Esox lucius (northern pike)
Lineage: Eukaryota; Metazoa; Chordata; Actinopteri; Esociformes; Esocidae
Gene: zc3h7bb
Product: zinc finger CCCH-type containing 7Bb
Exons: 22
Coding region: 319-3015 (898 amino acids)
Biological process (GO): miRNA processing
Molecular function (GO): metal ion binding; miRNA binding; protein binding
Source: RefSeq, a predicted model, not a curated record